This is a messenger RNA of Xiphophorus hellerii (green swordtail), 2962 nucleotides long. RefSeq names its product CD276 antigen-like. The record is from RefSeq and is a predicted model, not a curated record. NCBI's taxonomy places the organism in Eukaryota, Metazoa, Chordata, Actinopteri, Cyprinodontiformes, Poeciliidae. The transcript has 12 exons. Gene Ontology annotation, biological process: positive regulation of T cell proliferation; immune response; T cell costimulation. Gene Ontology annotation, cellular component: external side of plasma membrane. Bases 481 to 2601 code for a protein of 706 amino acids.
GAAAGAACGAAAUAGAAAGUACAUUACUCUUGACUUAUAACAGGCAGGAUGGUUUAUGAUACAUGUUUUUGUAAUAACUUGAGUUAUGGUUGAGAUUUUGUUCUUCCUGUUUUUGGUGAUCCAAACAUUAAUUUGGCCUGGUGCAAAUGGAGAUCCCACAGUGACCUGUGUUUUCAGACAGAGCUGCAUUUUACCCUGUAAUGUUGAUCCCAGUUCUGAUACAGUGAUCCACUGGGACCAUUUAACAUCAGGAGAGCAUAAUGUCCACUCAUACUAUGAUAGUGAGGACCAGCUGGGACGCCAGGACCAGCAGUUCAAAGGUCGGACGUCUCUGUUUAAGGAUCUGAUCUCCAGAGGAAACGCCUCCUUAAAACUGACAGGAGUGAAGAUCCAGGAUGAAGGGAGAUACAGAUGCUACAGCAGCACAGAGAGAGGAAGCAAGAAAACAUUCAUUCAGCUAAAGGUUGAAGACAGAGCUGCAUGUUACCCUGUCGGAUCGAGCUUGGCUCUGAUCCGCUCAUCCACUGGUACCAAGAUUCAGCUGGAGAUGUUGUGGUUCACUCCUACUAUGAUGGCAGAGAUCAGCUGGGUUACCAGAACCAGAACUUUCAGAACCGGACAUCACUGUUCCAGGAUCAGAUCUCCAGAGGAAACGCCUCCCUGCUGCUGAAGGAGGUGAAGAUCCAGGAUGAGGGAAGAUAUAAAUGUUACACCAGCAUCAGAACAGGAUAUAAAGAAUUAUUUAUAAACCUGAAAACAGAAGCUCCAGUCUCUGACAUCAGAAUCCAUCAGGAUGGAAACAGGAUCACCUGCAGCUCAGAGGGGAUCUACCCUCAACCUGAACUCACCUGGUCCACUGAGCCUCCAUCCAACACGGCUCUGAAUGAAAGUACCAGGAUCCAGAAAACUGAAGAUCAGCUUUAUGACAUCAGCAGCUCUCUGACGGGUCCAGAUGAAGAUAAUGAUGUGAUCUACAGCUGCACCGUCAGAACCAGGAGCAACAACAUGAUAGAAACUUAUACAAUAGGACGUUCACAUAAAGAAGAAGAUUCACCCUGGUGGCUGAUUGGUGGUUUGGUUGCAGCAGCAGUGGCUGGACUGAUUAUAGGAGUGGUAGUCGGGUAUUUAUAUGAAAGAUGUAAAAGUAAAAAGAGUAAAAAUGGAUCAGAAUCAGAUGGAAAACCUGAAAACAAAGAUUGUGAGAUGGAUGGAGAUGGAUGUGGAAGAAAGUGCAGAAUGUUUCCUCAUAAGAGAAAAAACCCAAACAUUUCAUCCAUCCGUCCAUUUUAUCCACCAUUAAACCAUCGGGGGCCUGAGGGGAGCUGGGGCCAAAAUCCAACUGUCAACGGACGAGAGGCGGGGUCACCAGGACAGGUCAACGGGGACAGGUCAACUAGGAAAGGUCACCAGGAAAGGUCACCAGGACAGGUCACCAGGAAAGGUCACCAGGACAGGUCAACAUGGAAAGGUCAACCUGGACAGGUCAACCAGGACAGGUCAACCUGGACAGGUCACCAGGACAGGUCAACCUGGACAAGUCAACCUGGAAAGGUCACCAGGACAGGUCAACCUGGACAGGUCAACCAGGACAGGUCACCAGGACAGGUCAACCUGGACAGGUCAACCUGGACAGGUCAACCUGGACAGGUCACCAGGACAGGUCAACCUGGAAAGGUCAACCAGGACAGGUUAACCUGGACAGAUCCAGAGGUUUCCUGUGUUUUCAGACAGAGCUGCAUGUUACCCUGUCGGAUCCAGCUUGGCUCUGAUCCGCUCAUCCACUGGUACCAAGAUUCAGCUGGAGAUGUUCUGGUUCACUCCUACUAUGAAGGCAGAGAUCAGCUGGGUUACCAGAACCAGAACUUUCAGAACCGGACAUCACUGAUCCAGGAUCAGAUCUAUAGAGGAAACGCCUCCCUGCUGCUGAAGGAGGUGAAGAUCCAGGAUGAGGGAAGAUAUAAAUGUUACACCAGCAUCAGAACAGGAUAUAAAGAAUUAUUUAUAAACCUGAAAACAGAAGCUCCAGUCUCUGACAUCAGAAUCCAUCAGGAUGGAAACAGGAUCACCUGCAGCUCAGAGGGGAUCUACCCUCAACCUGAACUCACCUGGUCCACUGAGCCUCCAUCCAACACGACUCUGAAUGAAAGUACCAGGAUCCAGAAAACUGAAGAUCAGCUUUAUGACAUCAGCAGCUCUCUGACGGUUCCAGACGGUUCUGAUUGGAUCUACAGCUGCACCAUCAGAACCAGGAGCAACAACAAAACAGCAACUUUAAACAAAACAGGACGUUCACAUAAAGAAAAAGAUUCACCCUGGUGGCUGAUUGGUGGUUUGGUUGCAGCAGCAGUGGCUGGACUGAUUAUAGGAGUGGUAGUCGGGUGUUUAUGUAAAAGAUGUAAAAGUAAAAAGAGUAAAAGUGGACCAGAAUCACAAUCAGCAUCAGGUGGAAAACCUGAAAACAAAGAGGAGACGGAGAUGGUCCUUUUAAACGGUAACACAGAAGAAUCUGACAGUAAACAAGAAUUAAGACAACAGGAAAAUAUAGAAGAUUCUGUCAUUGAGGAACCCAGAGAGACGGACAUCUUGGAAACACAGAAGUGAUUCCAGAUGUGCUGCAGCUGUGAGGGGGAGGAGCCUAAAGGGAGAGAAAGGAGAAAAAUGACUGGAAACAAGAAAACCAGACAAACAGGAGACAGAAAAACUAGAAAACACAACAAAGAUCCAAAACAUGCAGAAUCAACUGAACACAAAAUGACACAGAACUGAAGUUCAUGACAGCAGAAAGUUGGACCUUAAUAAAACUUUCAGAACUUCAAGAAUUUCAUCUCAUUUGAAGGAAAAGAGACAAAAACUGCAAAUUAAGAUCAUUAUUUCAUGUUGAAGUGCUUUAUUUUUUCUGCCUUGAAUAUAUAUAUUUUUAAUAACAAAGUAUUAAACUGCUUUAUUUUUACUUGCACAGUUU